Molecule: messenger RNA, 2260 nt
Organism: Amborella trichopoda
Lineage: Eukaryota; Viridiplantae; Streptophyta; Magnoliopsida; Amborellales; Amborellaceae
Product: glucose-6-phosphate 1-dehydrogenase, cytoplasmic isoform
Biological process (GO): glucose metabolic process; pentose-phosphate shunt, oxidative branch
Cellular component (GO): cytosol
Molecular function (GO): glucose-6-phosphate dehydrogenase activity; NADP binding
Source: RefSeq, a predicted model, not a curated record
UAGUCAGCAAGGCGGCUAGUUUGGUGGCGGGUAGAGAGAGAAACCAGUGCAGGUGUUGAAGCGGUAGAGAGAGAAACACAUCUACAAAAAUGGGGGAGAUCGGACAGAGACACGUAUAGAUUAUAGUAGAGUGAGAAACCUGUACAGAUGUUGACCUGGUAGAGGGAGAAACACCAGUACAAACGUGGAAGAUGGUAGAGAGAGAGGAGCUUAUGAACAUAUAAAUACCCAAGAUAACCAUCUGUCACCGGUUUCAGAAUUCAGAGUUAAGACAAAGGCGGGAGGAUCAGAGGACAUUAUCAGUUUCUCUCUCUACCGGGCCUGAAGAGAAGUUUUGAAGGAAUUCAUUAGUGACAGGGUUCUUUAUUUUAGUAGGCUAAGGCCAUGGGAUCUAGUGAAUCGUCACAAGUCAUUAAGAGUGAUUCUUUCUCAGAAACUAGUUCCUUGAAAAGCGAUUCGUUUACAGAUAGAGUCGAGUCUGAAAGCACUCUAGAAAGUGGCUGCCUGUCCAUUGUUGUUCUUGGAGCUUCAGGGGACCUUGCCAAGAAAAAGACAUUUCCUGCUCUUUUCCACCUUUUCCAACAGGGCUUCUUGCCACCAAAUGAAGUGUACAUAUUUGGAUAUGCACGGACAAAGCUCUCAGAUGAUGGCUUGAGAGAUCGCAUACGUGGGCAUCUAGGAAAAGGAAACGAAGCUUCAUCUGAGUUUUCGGAAGCUGUUUCAAAGUUCUUGCAAUUGAUCAAGUAUGUAUCUGGCUCCUAUGAUAGUGAUGAGGGCUUUAAAUUAUUGGACAAAGAAAUAUCUCUUCAUGAACAAUCCAAAAAUAGUCAUGAAGGGUCUUCUCGAAGGCUCUUUUAUCUUGCAUUGCCUCCAUCCGUGUAUCCUUCUGUAUGCAAAAUGAUCAGAAAACACUGUAUGAACCAAUCUGAUCUUGGUGGAUGGACUCGGAUUGUUGUUGAAAAGCCCUUCGGAAAGGAUUUGAGCUCUGCCGAAGAGUUGAGUGCACAACUGGGAGAGCUCUUUAAUGAACAACAGAUUUAUCGUAUUGAUCACUACCUUGGAAAGGAGUUAGUGCAAAACCUGUUAGUGCUUCGUUUUGCAAAUCGCUUAUUUUUACCCCUAUGGAACCGUGAUAACAUCGAUAACAUUCAGAUUGUGUUCAGAGAGGAUUUUGGAACUGAAGGGCGUGGUGGCUAUUUUGACGAAUAUGGGAUCAUCCGUGAUAUCAUUCAAAACCAUUUGCUACAGGUCUUUUGCUUGGUUGCCAUGGAGAAACCAAUAUCUCUUAAGCCUGAGCAUAUUCGGGAUGAGAAAGUCAAGUUUCUGCAAUCAGUCUUACCAAUUAAGGAUGAAGAUGUAGUUCUUGGACAAUAUGAGGGCUACAAAGAUGACCCAACUGUUUCAAAGGACUCAAACACCCCAACCUUUGCAACUGCGGUUUUAAGGAUACACAAUGAAAGAUGGGAAGGGGUCCCUUUCAUCCUCAAAGCUGGAAAGGCACUUAAUUCAAGAAAAGCAGAAAUACGUGUGCAAUUUAAGGAUGUUCCUGGUGAUAUCUUUAAAUGUAAAAAGCAAGGGAGAAAUGAAUUUGUUAUUCGGUUGCAGCCUUCUGAAGCCAUGUAUAUGAAGCUCACAGUCAAGCAACCUGGAUUGGAAAUGUCCACAAUACAAAGUGAACUAGACCUGUCAUAUAGGCAGCGUUAUCAGGGGGUUACAAUUCCUGAGGCAUAUGAACGGCUAAUUCUUGACACGAUACGAGGGGAUCAGCAGCAUUUUGUUCGUAGGGACGAACUGAAGGUGGCUUGGGAGAUUUUCACUCCUCUGCUUCAUAGAAUUGAUGAUGGGGAACUGAAACCCAUUCCCUACAAACCAGGUAGCCGGGGCCCAAAGGAAGCUGACGAGUUGCUCUCUAGAGCAGGCUAUGUGCAAACCCAUGGCUACAUAUGGAUACCACCUACCCUAUAAUUAAAGGCAUCAACCUAUGUGCAAACUCGUGGCUACAUAUGGAUACCACCUACCCUAUAAUUAAAGGCAUCAACCACUAGAACAUAUUGUGAGGUUUGCUCAGCCUCAAGAACUAUGGCUUCCUUCUUAUGGUUUACUGAGAGUGGUGGUGCCUUUGGUAUGUUCAAUGUACAAUAGCUGGAGUAAUAAAGGUAUUUGGUGUGUGCUCUCUCCUUGUGCUAUUAAUUCUUUGGCUUUAGGAUGGCCUCCUAAUGCGUUGUAGUGUUCUCUCUCUAACUAAAAGAUUUGUUGUUAU